Messenger RNA from Carya illinoinensis, 786 nucleotides. RefSeq lists its product as uncharacterized. The record is from RefSeq and is a predicted model, not a curated record. Lineage: Eukaryota; Viridiplantae; Streptophyta; Magnoliopsida; Fagales; Juglandaceae. The coding region runs from base 1 to 786 and encodes 261 amino acids. The transcript is spliced from 3 exons.
AUGAAGAUCUCUUACUUGUAUUGGAAUGCUCGGGGUGUUGGUACGUCGAGGAAGCGGCUUAAAAAAUUGGUAUCGAAGCUCCAUCCUAAACUACUUGCUAUUGCUGAGCCUAUGGAUUUAAAUCUAGUUGUUGAUUCUAUGGGAGACCAAUUUUUGACUGUUCAUAUCAAUAGUCUGAAUGAUCUUUGCAUUACUUUUGUUUAUGCAAAAUGCUCCUACUUGGAGCAUAGGCGUCUGUGGGGUUCGUUGAUGGAUGCUAAUACUCAUAAUUUACCUUGGAUGGUGCUGGGAGAUUUUAAUAUUAUCAUAAAUGACUUGGAGAGAAGAGGGGGUAGGCCACCGUUGACAUUGGCCAUGGAGGAGUUUAAUGGUUGGGUGGAUUCUUGUGGGAUCCUUGAUAUGCCUUUCCGUGGAAAUUCUCUAUCUUGGUGUAACGGUCAUUUAGGAAAUUCCAGGCACUGGGCUCGACUUGAUCGGUUUUUCCUUAAUAUAGCUGCCUUAGCAGUUUUUCCCGAUGCUAAUAUGGAAUACUUGGCACGCACCUCUUCUGAUCAUGCACCUAUGGCGGUUUCGCUGGAAAAUCAGCUUGUGAGAGCUUGGAACAAGCAAAUUUUUAGUAGAACUGAAACUCAUAUAGCGGAACUUGAGGAUCGGAUAAAGGGCUUGGAAGUUAGAUUACCAUCUGAUUACUCGAACGAGGUGGAGGAUGAUCUUGUUGCUACCCAGCUGGAUCUUUCAGCGUGGCUGGACAAGGAAGAACAACGCUUAGCCCAAAUUGCUAAAUAA